AAAAAAAAAGAAAUGUCAAGUCUUUUCUAACCUAAAAGUUCAAACAUUCGUAAUCUUAUUAAAAUUGUAAAGUUAAAAUGUCUCAGUUAAUAAAUACUUUCUUAAGGAAUCCUCUUCUAAAGAGUGUAAGAUUACAUGUGCCAUGCCGGAUGAUCCAGUUAACUCCAGUUCAACAACUGUACGCGCCAGCAGCCCUUGGAAUCGAUGGCUACCUUCAUGCGAGGAGGAGAAUUAAGGAGCAAUUCGCAAACUUUACCGAUAAAUUCAGGACAAAGAUGACAGAAUUUGUGGACGAUUCCAAGAAUAUGGUGUUUACAGAGGAUCUGAAGAAUAUGGUGCAUAUUGCUGAGCCUUCAGAUUUGGAAUUGUGUCUUAAAAUGAUUAAAAAAUUCAACACACAAAGUUCCGAGUACCGAUUUGGAUCCUUUGUGUUUGGGCCUGUGGUAAUGAGGAUGUUCCAUUUUCUGGAUGCACCUAAUGAAGCUUUAAAGUGUUUCAAAGACCCAGAAAAUGGUGGUUUUUUCGACCAACUAGUCACAUACCAGAUAUUAUUAGACCUGUUAUACAGCCACCAGAUGUAUGAUGACAUGUACACGGUGUUUGAGAGAGUGAAAGAUCGCCAGAUUAACAUGUCCAAGUAUCCGAAGUAUCCAGUAGUUUUAAUACUAGCAGCUUGUUAUAAACAGAAUACACCACAAAGUAUGGAAUAUGCGUCAAAGUUAUGGUCAGAGAUGAGCAAAACAGGCACUAUUCCACUAAGAAGAGCAUGCACAUUCUUUGCUGCAUUGGCCCUUAAGCAGGGCGCCCCCCACAUAGCACUAGAGUCGAUAUCGUCACAGAAACAACAUUAUGUCACAAUCCGAAACAUCAAGGCAACUGCGUUAGCGGCCAUGGGUAGAGUGGACGACACCUUGCCGGUGCUUCGAGCUGUAUUGGACAUAGACUCGCCGCAGCAAAAGGACAAACACACAUUCUUCGAAGAAACUAUAUUAAAAGUAAAGGAGGCAGUGGAGAAGAGCGAGAACAAAGACCUGAAGAAGGAGUUCGACGAUAUCCACAAAGCGUUGGUAGAUCGGCAAUUAAUAGAUUCGAAACAGACGCUGGAUAUGCUGCUGAACGCCGAGAUCACAGGGGUGAAGAAGACCGACGGGCCCGGCAGCGGCAUGCCUUCGUACAAAAAGCAAAUGCCCUACGGACUGAGGCAGAAGAGGCGUAGCUAAUAUAAUAAAGUCGAUAUUAUUACACUUGACUGGAUCUUCUUGUCUGACACAUCCUUUACAGUGCGACAUAAAAUAGUAGAAUAUAAAUGAGAUCGCCACUUUCUACGUAACCGUCACUUUUUUGACGUAAAAUGCUUAACCCUUUACCAGGCUGACAUUUCAAAAAUGACAAUCAAAUGUCAGUCUUACUCAUUGAAAAUAGAACACAUGUUUGAAGUGCCGUAUGUGGGAAAUAUAUAUCCCUUAGCCUAGUUUAAGGGGUAAUAACAUGGCAACAAUUUAGUAUGGAUUUUUUUUUUACUUCCAUUUUAUUUAAUUUCUACUAUUUUAUGUCGCAUUGUACAGUUAGGUCGAUAUUUGAACGGAUUAUUUUGUUGUGACUGUUCUCAAGUAAUUUCAACAGUAGAUUGGCGAUUGGCGCUUACAUAAAAGCACAUGGAGUAUCGUAAUUUACACGUUCAGUGCGGGAUGGCGUCGAAAGAUCCCAUGCAAAGUAUGCUUAAUUACGGUGUUAAAAAUGACGUAAACACUAAUCUGUCCAUUUUUUAUAUGGAGUGAACAUUGACAUAUAUUACUUCGUAAAGACGUGCCUUACGGGCACUGCGAAUGGUGCCAGAACAGCUAGCGGUGUCACGUACACGAAUUCGAGCCAAUCGUGCAGUCCCGUAAGUCCCGUCUUUAUAUGUAAGUCAAAGGGACUGAAUGAAUUAGUUAGUCAUUCAUUUGUUAAAUUCUAUAAUAUUUGUAAUUAUGCAAUAUAAUGUAAUUUGUGAGUAGUUAAAUAUUAGUUGAUAGAUAACUGUCAAAAAACCGUUCCCAAGUAUUUUCUUUACCGUGCUUUUGUGAUUUAAUUUAUAAAAGUGUAGGUACUUACUUUUUCAAAUGGCGUUUUCGAACUUUGAGGUUAGAAUAAAGCGAAAACUAGUGAAAACUGUAACAAUUACUCGUAAUCUACACUGUAAAAAACUAUACGUAGGCAAUCUACAUUGCAAAAAACUAAAACGACCAUACAUUGUAAAAAAAGUCCAUGUAAGUAAUGUUACUAAUGUUUUAGU
This is a messenger RNA of Cydia splendana, 2275 nucleotides long. RefSeq names its product pentatricopeptide repeat-containing protein 2, mitochondrial-like. Gene Ontology annotation, molecular function: RNA binding; protein binding. Lineage: Eukaryota; Metazoa; Arthropoda; Insecta; Lepidoptera; Tortricidae. The coding region runs from base 78 to 1220 and encodes 380 amino acids. Gene Ontology annotation, cellular component: mitochondrion. The transcript is spliced from 9 exons. Gene Ontology annotation, biological process: regulation of mRNA processing; multicellular organism development; mitochondrion organization. The record is from RefSeq and is a predicted model, not a curated record.